Molecule: messenger RNA, 956 nt
Organism: Abrus precatorius (Indian licorice)
Lineage: Eukaryota; Viridiplantae; Streptophyta; Magnoliopsida; Fabales; Fabaceae
Product: transcription factor TGAL1-like
Exons: 7
Coding region: 413-646 (77 amino acids)
Biological process (GO): regulation of DNA-templated transcription
Molecular function (GO): DNA-binding transcription factor activity
Source: RefSeq, a predicted model, not a curated record
GCUUGAAUAAAACCAUAUGAACCAGUGGUGCACAAAAUGCACAUAUGCCCCUGUAAUUAGAGAUAAGUACCUCUCUUGUCCUUGAGUCUCCAAUUGCUUGAGAAGCUAUACAGAGGGGAGCACAAUUGAUUCAUUUCAUGUUUCUGACUUUGGAGCAUUUGAUCAGUCAUAUCGUGUAGAGGAUGCUGUUGACCUGAGUGGAAACUCAGUUUAUAACUCACUAAAAGUAAGUAGCCAAACAAUUUCUCCGGGCUCUGCUCACAUAAGUAGCCUUGGUAAGUUGCCAACUUCACUUGAUAAAAGCCCAUUGACAAACCAAACGGAGCCGCAUAGGCUGCAAUUACAAAGGAUUCAACCAUCAAAUUCUGGCACCACAUUAGAUUGUAAUACAGAUAACAGGGAGGACUCUGCCAUGGCUGAUGCCAGUCCUAGGACUGAUAUUUCUACAGAUGUUGACACUGAUGACAAGAAUCAGCGGUUUGAGAGAAGUCAAGUCCUUGUUGUUGUGGCUUCUGACUCCAGUGACAGAUCAAAAGAUAAAACAGACCAGAAGACUCUCCGCAGGCUUGCUCAGAAUCGUGAGGCAGCAAGGAAAAGCCGUUUGAGAAAGAAAUUGGCAAAAGGAAGAUAUGUAGGGAAUGGAUAAUUCUAGUUCUCCUUGUGCUGGAAAUUCUCAUACAUAUUUGGAUGAUCAAUUUGGAUAUAAAGAUUAGGUUGGCCUGCUUGACGAUGCAGUGGACCUUGAUUCAGCUCUAGUAUAUGAUUUUUUUAUUUUUUUUAUUUUUUGUAUAGAGUGGGAGGAUAAGGCAAUUCUAGAUACAACAAAGAACAUGAAAAUACUCAAGAUUGCGGCAAGGAUGCCCAGAACUGGUGUAAAAAUAUUAACUAGUCCUGUCUGUAUGUUUUAGGAGCUAGUAACUAGUAACUAGUGUGUGCCAAAUGCAAAUUUCCUGUGU